AUGUCGGACUCCCCCCAAUCUCCUCCCAAGGAUGUCGACCAAGGUGUACAAUCACCGGAAGAGGAACAAAUGAACGAGGCUCAAGACCCACAGUCCGGUGGACUCACCUAUGAGUUCGAGGUCAAGGAGCAGGACCGCUGGUUGCCCAUAGCCAAUGGUGCUUCCGGCGGCGAGAAGUACGAUGAACUUGACGCUAAUAUACGAAACUUUGCUCCAGUCGCCCGCAUCAUGAAGAAUGCGCUCCCUGAAAACGCAAAGAUCGCCAAGGAAGCGAAAGAAUGCAUGCAGGAAUGCGUCAGCGAGUUCAUCUCGUUCAUCACGAGUGAGGCCUCGGAGAAGUGUCAUCAGGAGAAGAGAAAGACGGUUAACGGAGAAGACAUUCUAUUCGCCAUGACUUCUUUGGGGUUCGAGAAUUACGCAGAGGCCCUCAAGAUCUACCUCUCGAAAUACAGAGAACAAUCCCAGUCCAACAGGGGAGAAACCUCCCACCGUCCAGGCAGCAGUGGCUACGGCGCCAACCCGCCAACCGGAGCAGGAAGUUUCCAAGCCGAGCCACAAAACAGCGUCCUCGGAGGCCAGCAAGGAGAUGGCACCGCCGACGCUCAGGGCUACAUGUACGGCGCGCAGACAGGGCACAAUGGUACCGGCGGUGCCGACGGCUACCAGUAA
Molecule: messenger RNA, 669 nt
Organism: Colletotrichum paranaense
Lineage: Eukaryota; Fungi; Ascomycota; Sordariomycetes; Glomerellales; Glomerellaceae
Product: histone-like transcription factor and archaeal histone
Exons: 4
Coding region: 1-669 (222 amino acids)
Biological process (GO): regulation of transcription by RNA polymerase II
Cellular component (GO): CCAAT-binding factor complex; nucleus
Molecular function (GO): DNA-binding transcription activator activity, RNA polymerase II-specific; protein heterodimerization activity; RNA polymerase II cis-regulatory region sequence-specific DNA binding
Source: RefSeq, a predicted model, not a curated record